This is a messenger RNA of Cooperia oncophora, 393 nucleotides long. The record is from the annotation of a GenBank genome assembly. Lineage: Eukaryota; Metazoa; Nematoda; Chromadorea; Rhabditida; Trichostrongylidae.
AUGUGUUAUAACGAGCGGAUAGUGCGCAUUUCGGAUAGGGAAGAGCUCAAGCAACGCGCAGACAACUGCAACAACGAAACAGGCAUGGUCGCCUGGCAGCUAAGGCUUUUCACCCCUGAGAAACCCUGCGGCUACAGCAUAAUAGCUAUUGCAAACGACAUCACUUUCCAAUCCGGCUCCUUCGCUACUCCUGAAGACACCGUUUACAGUUUGGCCUCUGAGUAUAGUAGAAGGAAUAAGCUGCCCCGUAUUAACGUCUCUUGUAAUUCUGGUGCUCGCAUCGGACUCUGUGAAGAUGUGUCAAGAGUUUUUCGAGCGAAGUUCAAGGUUUCCCAUCGUGAGCGUGGCAAAGUAGCGUUUGAAAGCUGUGUCAACAAACCGUCACUUAUCUAA